GACGUAAAAAGUGGACAUGUCCGGGGAAAAGAGGACGUUUGGUCAGCCUAGCGUAAAGCUCGAUUUCACAAGUGAAUUCAAGCAUGGAUUUUAAAAUACGCGCCGCUAAACAGGAGGACUGCAAAGAAAUAUCAAGGAUGAUAAUAGAAUUGGCUGUGUUUGAGAAGAUGCAGGAUCAGGUCAAGAUAUCCACCCAAGAGUUGGAGCGCGAUGGGUUCUGCAGCAGUCCUCGCUUUGAAUGUCAAGUGGCAGAAGUUUCUGAAGAGCACAAGUCAUCCCAAGGAUACACCGUUGUUGGGUUCGUCCUUUACUACUACACCUAUAGCACAUGGAUGGGGCCGACGGUGUUUAUGGAGGACCUGUAUGUGAUGCCAGAAUACCGAGGAAAAGGCAUUGGCAAGGGUUUAAUGAGCAAAGUGGCACAGGUGGGGAAAGAGAAGCAGUGUACUAGGCUUCAGCUGGCGGUGCUGGACUGGAACACCCGGUCGCUGGACUUCUACAUCAUGAAGGGCGCUCGGAACAUGACCGCGAGUGAAGGCUGGCACGCCUUAAGGUUUGACGGGGAAGCUCUGGAUAAACUGGCCGCAGAAGCCCCCAAAGAUUAUAAAUCAGAUCUAGACACAAAUUGAGAUGGCACCACUAUAAUUGCUCACCAUUUUCCAGCUCCCACUAGACUUACUACCCUGUUUUUCACACUUUAUUUUUUUGUAUGAUACGUUUAUACUUUAUUGUCAUAGCAAGUCUGAAAUUUAACUUGCAUCCCAGCAGCUCUAUUUACAAACAUCACAGACAAUACAUCAGGACAGGACAUCAAUAACAGGACAUCAAUACAGGACCCACAAAUACAAUUAACAUACAUACAAUCAUCAUAACAUUACAACAACGGAAGACAAAAUUUAAUGGGAGUUAAAAAUUGCUAUAGUUAAUAGUUAAUUUUUUUUGACUUUACUAGAAAAGGAGGCGAAAAACUCCAUGCUUCAGGUCCCUCCUACCAACUAGUGUCAGUCUGAUUACAGGAGUUCAAGCUUUGGUUAUUCGUAAGGUUUCCAAACAAUUAUCCAAAUAUAUAUACAGUGAAGAAAAAACAGAAAGUCUAUUCAUAGUGAGAAUAAUUUGCUGGCUUUAAAUGUAGCAAGAGGAGACCACUGCUGCAUAAUCAAGUUUGUAUCAACUGAUUAUAUUUGUUUGUAUGAAGUGGAAUUAAUUGGUUAAACAAAUGUGUAUUUUUAAUAAAGCAAAACAACAAGAUCACGUCAGUGGCUUUCACAUCCGCUCCUCAAUCCGAGUCCCAAUUCUUUUCGGCAGAGCUUCAGUUGCGAGUCCUUCACACGGCAUCUGACAAAAUGUUACUGGAAUGGUCAAAUAAUGUUUGAAUAUCCCAAACUAACCAAUUAUGUUUCGGUCAGCACAUAUUUGGCCCUUCUGAUGAUGUCUGCCAUUACCUCACCUGAAGCGUUGACGUGAAACGUCUAAGGGCGGGCCCUUCCAUAAUUUCUCAUCACUGGGAUAUUCAGACGAAAUGUGACCCAGUCUUCUUCCCUGCAGUCCCCUAAUAUGCAUCGAUGUUAAACAAUUCAUAUUUUUGUAUUUUAAUUGUUCAUCAAAACAAACCAAAUAAUACUGAAUACUGAUAUGAGAUUAGAAUAACUUUCUCACUAACUAAUACUUUGGGAUAACGAAUAAUAUAUAUUUUUGCUACGAAACCCAUUGGCUCACAGUACUGGGGCGUAAGAAGGGAGGUCAGGCUCAACCCCCGAUUGGCUCACAGUACCUGGACCCUCAGGAAAAGGUUGACGCGUUUGGUUAAUGCUACAGUUAUUGUAUUGUUAAUUUUACUAUACGAGAGGUGAGGUAUCUGAGGGGUAUUCCGCAAAGCCGGUUUUUGUCACAUAACCGGGUAAGUUAACCCAGGGUUUGCGGUAACCCUAGGUUUUCCGUUCCAAAAGGAUCACGGUAUGUUAGUUGCUAUAGAAACAUAUGCUCUGAAUCAAACCUGGUCGGAGCAGGUUUUGCGAAGGUUAAGUUUGAAGCAUAACCCGGUUUUGGGUAUUUAAACCGGCGUUCACCGCAGAUUUCAUGUGUUCACAAUGGCAUGCCCUUUUGAUGAGAGAACUGCUGAUAUCGGAGCGCAAUUUAUACGUGCAAUCCACCGGGAGCGAUUGAUAAGACCACGGCUCGACAUCUUGGCAUAUCGGAUGACUUUUUGCUGGAGUGGAGAGAUAUAGAUUCUCGCGCAAAUCUUUAAUAUAUUUAAAUAGCCUUAGAUAGCCAACACUACCAAUCGAGGACCUGGCCUCAGUUCACUCCAGACUAUUUGCGUAGCCCUCCGUUUUUUGCAAAUGGUAGUUUUGGCUAUAAUGUUGGAGAUGCUGAGCACAUCUCAGUCGUACUAUGCCGAGAGGCAUUUACAACAUAAAGUAUAAAAUAGUCCUAACGGACUUGCAUCCACUGGAGAAUGUUCGAUCCUAGCCGGCGGCUUCAUUACAAGCACUAAUCCAUCUUGAUCUGUGAAGUUGAUGAAUUGUCACUUUUAGGUUUUCUACCCAGUUACCAAAAAAAGAAACAUUUGGAAUAGUAUGCGCUGUGGCAAGCACACGGUUUGCAUGUGUUACUUCGAAGGCAAAAAAAAUCUAAAAUACAAGAAAACACAAAAACCUACAUUCAACCAGUGGGGUAUGGCCCCUGACUCUCUGAGGAGGUAGGUACCUCCAGGUACCCCCCUAAUGCCAGGGCGCCCUGAAUUUAUGUUUAUUAACAGCUCCUCCACCGGGGUCAAGACAAUUUGAGGGCCAGAUCCAGUCUGCCGACUGUCAGCCUUUUCACGAUUGGCUUAAAAAAAAUGGCUUAUUUAAAUUUAUACCAAUACGAUGGUGGGAAAAGCUUACCAGUUUCUGUGUUUUUUAUACUUUAUAUGUGGUAUGUGGUAUGUGGUUAUGUGGUAGGAUCUUUAAGAAUGCUUAACUGGGAUAUUUAUAUAUUCAUGGCUCAAAUAUUAAGGAUCAUGCUUUUGACGUGUAACUAAUGCAUUUACGCGGUCAGCGAUCCGCUGCCAGGCUUUGGUUCUCCGGGUUGCAGAGGCUUUAGCGUUCCCUUUUCUUGUGAUAAUGUCCUUCUCCUCGUCAUAGCUCUCCAGGAGAACCUGGAGUUCCACUUCAUUGAAAUAAGCGGCCCGUUUCGCCACAUCGAUCAGGGUUUCCAUGAUCCAUACUUCACGUCUUUUUAGGUUUGGCGUGGACGUGCACAACCCUGUGUUAACCAACCCCGAGUUGAUUGAACUAAUGCAUAACCGCUGCUGUGGAACCGAAAACUCUGGGUUGGUCGGCACAGGGUCAAUCAACCUAGAGUUCAGCGUUAACUCAGUGUUUGUUAAACCUCCGUUCGUGGAACUCCCCUCUGAUGUGUGCCGCUUUUGUUUAUGAACUAGCAAAUGUAUUAUCACCAGUGAAGUGAAGUGUUUAAUAGCAAUGUUUAGAACAGACAUGGAGGGAUUACAAGUUAAACAAGGGUGAUUGUAUAUUCAUCUCCUUAAAUUGGUGCGUUCUCUGUAUUAGGAAAAUCUGGGGAGCAAUUAUAUUCUUGAUAGUAUUGAGAAUCAUACUUUUGAUAUUAUUAAAUACCCUGGUAUAUCCCUUUAAUACUUUCAUACCACCCAAGCCUUAAUUGUAUUAAUUGUUGUAUUUUUGUCCCACUCCUUUUUAUCCAACACAAUUGAGCCAUUCCAUGAUCCUUUGACCCUUUCUUUGGCAUGUCCUUCAAAAAUUCAACGUGGUGUGUUGCCUCGCUCCAGUGUCGGCCACUAGAUGUUAAUUUAGAGUUGUCAAGGUUUCUUGACUAGCAUUUACACACUGAAGUGAUGUUCCCGCUCUUCCAGUUAAUGCCUCUCCUGUGCAUUCGCAGGUUCAGAUCUCAGCAGAGGUCUGGAUUGGCUGAAUCAAGAUAAAUCAAAAAGUAAAUGCAUAAGAAAUGAAUGUUUCCCACGAGAGAAAAAUCACACAGUCCACAGAGGGAAUAUUCUCACUCACUCACUCACUCACUCACUCACUCACUCACUGAGUGAGUGUGAGACUGUGAGAUUAAGUGGUGGGGGAAUAAUCGAUUCUGUUCAGUAGCAUGAUAUUUUACAUACGCAAUUACAGUAUAUCGAUACAGUAGCACAAAGUAUUGCAAUAUUUAUUAUUAUAAUUUUUUUUAUUUAGUUUACUGAUAAUUUACAUUUGAGUAUAACAUCCGCAUAUUGCCACUUGUUGCAGUGCUUUGUUGUCCUGCAUUCAACAACAAUUCAAAUGAAAAAAAAAAAUUGGUUGCACAAGACGCUUCGUCCUCUUUCAAAUCAAAAGAGUGGGUAAAUUUAGGUUUUCAUCAAAAAAAAUAGUAAAGACCCUGACUUUCAAGAUUGCCACAUGAAAAAUAAAGGUGGCACAUUAUACCACCAGGUUUGUGAUUAGCCGUUACAAGCCGUUUUGAAAAUCUUCCUCUUCUGACAUCACAAGUGGGCGUGUCCACCUAGAUGUAGGAUGGAUAGAUAAGCAAUGUUUGCAACAGUCCACUGGGUGGGCUGUUAGACUGAUAUAUCCAGCACACAUCUAGGGGGACAGGCCCAUGUGUGAUGUCAGAAGAGGCAGAUUUUCAAAACGGCUUGUAACGACUAAUCACACUUACACCUGGCGUUAUAAUGUGUCACCUUUUAAGUUCUCUGGGAUUGAGACCAACUUGAGAGCCCAUCUCACAAGGUACCAUUUGGAGUUAGCGGCCUCUGAGGAGGUGAAACGACCCAAAGUAGUUGGCCUAUCCCCAAAUCAACGCACAUUGAAACUAAAAUGAUAAAGUAAACUCCAAACUCUGAAAGAGCUAAGGAAAUCCCUGAGGCGAUGGCCUUCUGAAUCGCAAUAUACAUCGCAGAAUCGAAUCCCAAUAAUAUUGAAUCGUGGGCCAAGUAUCGCAAUACUAUAGAAUCGUGUGAGAGAAGUGUGUGAAUGUGAGCGUGUGAGUGUACAAGGAAUCUUGAGUGUUAUUGACGUACAUGAGGUACUUUAAACUGGCAUGUGCUGGUUUACUACACAAGACAGCAGGUUAGCAAAUCAAUGCCUAACGGCGGUGGAGCAUGCCAACAAAGUAAUCGUCUUUGUCAAUCAUUAGACGAGGGUCGUAAUCCCGCUGGUUUCGAGGGUCAGGGAGUCUGGAGCCAUUGCAUGGCGUAUCUAGAAAAAUAAUAAAGAUCUGUGAGUCAUCGGCCCUUGGCAUAAUCAGUACCGUAACUGACUGUUUUAAUGUCUAUCUAAUUUUUGAUUGAAUGUCUGUUUCGUCAAUCUGUUUCCUUUUAUCAACAAAUAUAACUCGACGUCACUCAUCCCAUGGCUGGUUAUUGAUGCCUUGUUUGCAAAUCAAAGGAUUAUUCAGUAAUUCAUUCAUUUAAUGAUGUUAAAUGGUUUGUGCUUCCAAAUAUGUGUAAAAUGUGCAAAGGAUUAAUGUAGAUUAAGCCAUACUAUAAUGUGUCAAUAAAUCACGUUUUGUUUCUGAAUAAUUUCAAACAAACCAGAUAUAUAAUUUUUUUAUUUGUAUUUGAUUUCUUCUGACCCUAUAAAUAACUUCUACAACUGUAAAAAAAAAAAAAAAAAAAAGAAAAUUGUACAUGUUUUGGCGUCAUUGCAGAUGGAGUACAGAUUUAAUACAAAGUGGACUCCCAUGAGGAACCACUGCAAUAUAAACUUAAUAUACCUUUUUAUGCCUAGUGAAAGAGCUGAUUUAAGGAAACACACACAUCUCUCCUUGCAUGAAACAUUUUUAAAAUUCAAAACCUGCUCCUCUCUGCUGCACUGGGAGUCAACAGCAGUUCAGAGACAUGCAGCCAGCUAUGUAUCAUGUAUUCUCAUCUUUUUUGUAUUAUGGCUUCAUGGAAGCUAGACAACCAUAAUAUAGAUUUUUGCGCACUAAUUUCGAAAACCAGAAGAAUAUUAAAUUGAUGGCCAGUCAUUGUGAAACCUAGGAUGGUUUGGGGCAAAUCCAAGCCAGUGUUACGGUCCACCUUGUGGAUGUAUGGGUCCAACCCCUUUCUUUGGGUGGCAUCCCAGAUGCAUGAAGCUGACAAAUGCUAUCGUCUGGCUAACCUAUAGAUCUCUCUCAGUUGGAAUAUCUCAAACGGUUGAUUUGCAGUGGUUCUCAUUCAGAAUCCCUUAAUGACAUUAAGGACAGAAUACCUUUUGAAAUGGUUCAAAUGUACCUAUUGGAGUGUGACAAAACUCCCAACACGCAUCAUGUCCAGCCUAGAGGGGAACAGUCCCGCACUGCUAUUUUCUAAUAGCCGAGAGUACUGCUUCAUACACAGUGUGCUGAGGGUAUCCCAGAUUCCCCAAUAUCCCCACAAAAAAAAGGAAAAUUGUUACGGACCGUUGCGGUCAUGGGUCCGGGUUUGCGUUAUCCAACUGGGACUACAUAUGAAGCAGUAUCCUUGUUUUAUUAGCAAAUAGCCAAGGAUUACAAGUGGCAAGAGCAUGUAGAUCAAUGAAAAAAGUGGACCGUUGAUAGUAAUAAUAAAUAGUCAACAGAACAGAGAACAGUAGUUCUGUUGCUAGAGCUUCACCUGAAUCCACAAUAAACAAUAAAGGACCAACCCUGUGGAUUAAUUAAACAGGUUGGUAUAUCCCUGAUCAGUCAACAAACAAACAAUACGGGUUCAGCCCCUCCUCGUCACUUGAACACUCAGACAUAAGCGUUGCGUCCGUAGUUAAUCGAGGGGGCGUGCUGUGGGGACCCGACAGCAGAGCGGGGGUUCCCCCUGGAAGGCGGCUGGUAGACGUACGCUCUGAUGCAAAAAAAACACACCCGUCAGGUAGGGCAAUGCGGAAAUGUGACAUCAAAAUGAUGAGCCUCAGUGUAUCGGACU
Molecule: messenger RNA, 6880 nt
Organism: Gadus chalcogrammus (walleye pollock)
Lineage: Eukaryota; Metazoa; Chordata; Actinopteri; Gadiformes; Gadidae
Gene: sat2b
Product: spermidine/spermine N1-acetyltransferase family member 2b
Exons: 6
Coding region: 84-629 (181 amino acids)
Molecular function (GO): N-acetyltransferase activity
Source: RefSeq, a predicted model, not a curated record